AAUCAGGAAUUUUAAUUCACAUUUCCUCAGUUAGCUGUAGAGAGAGAAAAAGAAGAGAGAGAGAGAGGGCUAUUGUUGUUUGUGUUAGUAACGCGAUAUCGGUGAUGGAUUCUCCGGACCCUCUAGAGAUUGGGAGUCAGAUCCGUUACAAUACCUUGGAGGGACUCUUCUGAAUCUUGUGGGCGAAUUUUUAACGCCAUACGCCCACAACAAUUCACAAUUUCAUUUCGGUUCUGCAUAUCUUCUUCUGAUUCUUCAUCUACCCAUAUUUUACACCUUUUGUUCUCGCAUGGGUUGAAUUCCUUGGACGACACAGAGAAUUUUUGAUUGCCCUAAGUUGUUGCUGAAGGUGGUGAAGCUUCGGCUAAUUGUAUCUGUUCGAUUGGUUGGUUUUGAUAAUUGAUCUUUUUUGGCAAUGACGAAGCUCAGGGAACGGAACCUUAGAGAGCUCUACGGUGUCACUGAUUUGCUUACGCAGCCGGAGGCAUAUCACACCAGUCCUGAAAGGGAGUUUCCGUAUACAAGGACCUGUCGAUGAGGGUGAUCUUAGCAUUCAGACGCAUACGGUGAGAUAUCAUUGGCUACAGGGGAUCAUCUCAAGCUGAAAAAAGAUUUGGUAGACAUUCUCCGAGUGAGAAUGUUCAAAUGAAGGUGGAAUCAGGGACAUGUAAUGUGUGCUCAGCUCCUUGCUCAUCAUGCAUGCAUUUUAACCGAGCUGUCUCAUUCAUGGCAUCAAAAACUGAGGAUGAAUUUUCUGAUGAAACAUUUCGGGGGAAGGCAAAUAGUCGGUGUUCCUUUAAUGAUGCUGCUGUACUUACUCCUAAGAGCAGAGCAUGCAAUGAUCAGCAACCUACAGCCAGCGAAACCAGUAACUUACUCAGUACCAGUUCAAGUCAUGAUUCAUUUUCUGAAAAUGCUCAAAGUAAAAUUUUGAGAACAUUUGAGACAUCUGAAGAUGUCAAGAUGCUCCCGAAGCACUACUCAGCUGGAAUGAAUGGUCAAGAUCUGCCUAUUCCAAAAACUAUUUCUGGCCAGAGAGCUGUAAUUUCAGCAAGCAGUCAUAUUGCAUCUAAUUUGGAUAGGAGAACCUUUUCAAAUCAAGAUCAGGAGCAGAAAGGUUCUGACUGCCAUGGCGACAACAUUUCAUGUGUUAGUGGAGCUAAUGAUGCAGAUCUCCCAAAUGUUGAUCAUAAUGUGGACAUGGAGAGGAAGAAUGUAUCAUGUUGUUCAGCUUCAGUUUGUAGCUACCCUCUAGGAAUAAUAGAGAAGAAAGUUAAUGUUCACAAUGCUUCAGGUUCUCUCUCUGAUUUUCCUUGUGAAAUGGAGGAGAGCCACAAUGACUCGAGACCAGGUAUGCUCUCUAAAGAAUCUGUACCAAAAAAGAGUCAUGCCAUUACAGCUACUCUGGUUUUUCCUCAUAAGAUAGAUUCAUCAGAGGUUCCUUCCUCAAAAGAUGUCUAUGCUAGCAAUAGCUCACCCAAAGUACAAACUUUAUAUUCUUCAUAUGCAGAUGCCAAGGAUCUAGAAGAGAACUCUGUUUCUCACUUUCGACGAGAACCUUCUGAAUGUUCGAUGGAACAUAUGGAAUCGUCAUUGGAUAGAGUGGUAAUAAAUGAUGGUGUUGCUGGCCAGAAAAAUACUGCAUGUAACUCUGGUGACAUUCCUUUGAAAUUGGAAAAUAGCAAACCUAGCCUUGUCAGAAGUGCUUCUUCCGUUUCAUUGAAGGUUUAUCCAUGCUUGGAAGCUGAAGUAGCCAUCCCAGAAAAUGAAGCUUUGAAAUGCUUAGAAAAAAAUGAACCAGUUGAGACAUCCAGUGUAUCAGUUGGGGUAGCUGAUACACAGGACCCUCCAGUGCAAUCCCAGCCCAUUGAUGAGAGCGAUGGAUCGGAUAUUCUGGAGGAUGAUGUAAAGGUUUGCGAUAUCUGUGGGGAUGCCGGUCGUGAGGAAAUGCUUGCUUUUUGUUGUAGGUGCAGUGAUGGAGCUGAGCACACUUAUUGCAUGCGAAUAAUGCUGGAUAAAGUUCCAGAAGGUGAUUGGCUGUGUGAAGAAUGCAAGCUCAAGGAGGAAACUGAAAAACAAAACCUGGAUAAAUUGGAAACAGCAUCUGGUACCUCAAAAGCAUCGUGUUUGAAUGGAAAAGAUAAUUCUGGAGGUGAAGGUAUAGUCUGUUCAAAGCUUCUUUCAAACUCGGAUGUCAAAGAAUCAAAGUUGGAUGUCAAAGAUUCAGAUACCGAGGGAACCAAAGUUGGUUCUUGUCACCUUGUCCCUGCUAAGCGUCAAUCAGACAAUAUUGAAGUUGCUUCAGCUGCAAAAAGGCAGGUUUAUGAAACAAGUGUUGGAUCACCGACAACAUCCAGCCCAGGAAGAAAAGCUGCACUGUCUCGCGACAGUUCAUUCAAGAACCUGGAUAAGGGAAAGGUUAAGCCAUCCCAGCCAAUCCCUUUCUCUGGGAACCACACCGCCAAUAAUUCUCAGGAUACUGAAGACUCUCCUACAAUUUCUUGUCAUAACUUGCCAAGGAUUCAAUCGCGACUUCAGUCGCCUCGUGGAACUCUGUUGAAGUCAAAUUCAUUCAGCACUUCAAGUGCGAAACCAAAAGUAAAAUGGAUGCAGGAAGAUGUCUCUCCAAAGAAAAAACUGGCCAAAGAGGUAUAUGUGAAUGACCCAAAAAAGCAGGGAAUUGCGAAAGCAAUAAGCAAAUCUAUGUCCUUCAAGACUACAUUAACUGGCCGUUCAAAUGCAACUGAAGCAAAAGUUAAGAUGCUUCCUUCCAAUUUCAACCGAACUGAGGAUCUAAAAGGAAUAAAACAAGCAAAAGAGCGGACUUUAGUCGAAAGGAAGAGUUCUUUUAAAUUGGAUCGCCCACUUGUCAGUUCAACAACUGCUCUUUCCAGUUUGUCUAAUACAAAGGAUGAUCAAAAGACUACAUCUCGUGCUGAAACUAUGCCAUCACUUUCCUCUGCCGCCAAUUACCAUGAUCUGAAGGCUGUUCAACCUGAUGGAAAAUGGGAUGCUUCUGUGAAGCCAAUAAGUCUUCUUGGGAAAAGAGGACCAGAGUCUACAAAUGCUAUGGCUGGAUUUGGUGAAUGCAAGAGGCCAACCUCAUCAUCCAGUGCCCUUGGAGCUCUAUCUUCUAAUGGAAAGGGCACUUCUGUUGAACUAAAGCCAAGACAAGUUGUCCCCAAGGAGGAACCGAUUUCAAGUUCUACCUGGAACACUUAUAAAUCUGGAAGCAAACCUGAUGUAAUUAUGCAAGAUGGCUUGCCUCAAUCUCGGGAGUCUACAAACCAGGAAGGAAGAACUAGGGAGCCUCCCAUCAGUCGCUCAAGGCCAGUUGGAGGUAAAAAAAUACGAUGUAACAAAUGUAAAGAAAUAACCCUUGGAGCACACUGUUGCCCCAUUGGCAGUCCUCGGGACUCCGUUUUUGAAGCUUCUUCUCCAAGAAGUUCAUGGGAGGUGAUGGGUAAAAGUACUAAACUGAAGGAGGCAGUUGAAGCUUCUGUAAUGAAAAAACCUGGACUAUACAAAAAGAACAAAUUGGGUGAUCAAUCUGAUGAGUUAUCCAUGUCAAGUACUGACUUGAGCUGCGAAGUAGUUCCUAAGGACCAGUUAUCAACUUCUUCAAGCUGCUUGAGGAAUUUGAACUCUGGCAAAGGGACAAAUGAUGGGUGGGAGAUUAUUGGGAGCCCUGCUACCGACUCAAUUGAGACCAUUAGUGUCAUCGAUGUGAAGCAGCAUGUUGCACCCCCAACGGAAGCGUUAUGCAUCUCCAAAGCAGCGGAACUGGAUGCUGCUGCCACUUCGAAUGGGAAUAAAACGAAGACCUUCAUGAGAGAAUCCCAUAUUCUAGCUUCUCCAGGGGCUUCUCAAUCACAGUUUUCAGCUAUUCCAGAGCAUGAUUACAUAUGGCAGGGUAGUUUUGAGGUGCAGAGGAGUGGGAUGCUUCCUGAACUCUGUGAUGGGAUUCAAGCACACUUGUCAACUCGAGCAUCACCCAAAGUUCUUGAAGUAGUGAACAAGUUUCCUUCUAAAGUCCAGAUGGAGGAGGUACCUCGUCUAAGUGCAUGGCCAUUACAAUUUCAGGAGCUCCCUGCCACAGAAGAUAACAUUGCUCUUUACUUCUUUGCCAAAGAUCUUGAGAGCUAUGAAAGGAGCUACAAGAGCUUGUUGAAUAAUAUGAUUAAGAAUGAUUUAGCUUUCAAAGGAAACUUUAAUAGCAUUGAACUUCUGGUUUUCCCUUCAUUCCAGCUACCGGAGAAAUCUCAGCGUUGGAACAUGUUAUUUUUCUUUUGGGGCGUUUUUAGGGGAAGGAGGGUCAAUUACCUGGAACGCAUACCUGUCUGUGAAAACAAGCUUUUGCAAGCCAUUUCAGAUGUUCCCUUGGAUCAAGAUUCAUCUGGUCAUGUGAUGUCUGUAUCUCAGAUAAAUUGUUCGUCUGGUCAAAUGGAUGAACAUUUAUCUUCAUUCAUUGGAUCAUCUGGUGCACAGCAAGCAGCCAAAUCUACUGUCUCAUCAGACUUACUAUUUUCUGGAGGAGUGGAUUUGAACUGCGAAGCAAAAGUAUCUUCUCCUGAUAGGGAAUCUCUGGAUUUUAAGUCAAAUUUUGAUGAGCAUAAUAGUGGUCUCAACGCCUCUCCCUUGUCAAGGGUUCUAACUGAUGUCCAAUGCACAGAACUGAAAAGCAAUGGCUUGCCACUGGUAGAACAGAUAGAUUUAGAAAGCAAACCAGAUGGAGGGCUUCAACCAACUGUACAGGUGAAUAGACAGAAUGGUUCCUUCAUUAAAGGUAAAAUGGUGUCUACAGGCCUUGCACAGUGCGGCAGUUCGAUUGACGGACAAGAUACUCUGUCUCUGUCGAAGACGCUUCCCGUUGAUACAUCUCAUACUCUAGGUGUUGUAGUGAGGAACACGGGCAAUGAAAAAAUCCAGGAAAGAAUAAAUGACCACAGCCGAGAUCAAGUGACAGUUCAGAAUAAAGUCAAGGAUGAGAGAAUGGUGGACUUGAUGCUUCCCGUUGAUACAUCUCAUGCUCUAGGUGUUGGAGUGAGGAACACAGGCAAUGAAAAAAUCCAGGAAAGAAUAAAUGACUGCAACAGAGAUCAAGUGACAGUUCAGAAUAAAGUCAAAGAUGAGAGAAUGGUGGACUUGAGUACUGCUUGCGUGGAAAUCACAGCGAAUGGCCCAGUGGAGAAAGAAUGCAGCAGUUGGUGGGAGUUCUUCAACAGGAAAUGUCUGCACCCAGAAUUCUCUCAUAUGGUCUCACGAGCUUCUGGUGAAACUUCAACUGCCAGAAGUCGACCAAUGCCAUGGAAAGAAAAGGAGUGUGUAUUAGUUGACGGAGAAAGUGAAACUAAGCAAGCAACCCCAUGGGAAGAAAAGAUGGCAAGUGUAUUAGUUGAAGGAGAAAGUGAAAAGAAGGUGAAGCAUUGUUUCAGUGAAGCAUUUGUUUGUAGCAGUUCCAAGGGUCAAAGUUCAUCAAGUGCUAGUUCUGCGGCCCAUAUACAUAGGCUUCCCGGUUUCCCUGUCAAGGAGCAGAGAUACGAUGGAGCCCAUGAAGAUGUGAUGAUCCCUGAGAACUUGAGAGCCAUUGAAAGGCAUUUCUUUCCCAUGGAUUUUGGUCCUGUGAGGGACGACAGACUUGGGAGCACCUCUGUACCAUGGAAAGCUCCAUCAUCAGGCGAUGAUCUUGAGUUGGAAUUCCCUAAUCUUGAGCUUGCUUUAGGACCCAAACAGGGAAGACUUGCUCUUUUUGGGCAGACAAUCAGUGAGGCAAAUAACAAUGACAAGUGUCUAGAAUCACUGACGAAAAGGAAGGAUAAUGUUGAUAAUUGUGACAGUGCAGCUUCUCUUGCACUCUCUCUUGCCUUUCCUAUCUCUGAAAAGGAGCAUAUUCUGAGGCCUGUUUCGAGGACGGAGCAGAUUUUGCCUGAAAGGCACCAAGUGAACACUUCGCUGCUGCUGUUUCGUAGCUCCUCAGAUACAUAGAGAUUGUGGUGCAUACAAACUGUAAAUUACUGCCUGUGGAUGCUCCCCCAGUGUAUACCAAUGAUCAUCAAGGUCCAAGGAUGAUCUUCUAUGGGUUCAAUCAGUGAACCCACUCAUCUGUUCAUAGCCUCACAAAAUCCUUUUGUAAUUUUUUUUUUCCUGCCUUUUCUUAUUUCCCUUAUUUUGGUUCUUCAUUUACUUUUAGUUUCGAGUGUGAUAGUUACGGCUGUUUGUAUAUAAAGAGAAUGAAAGCCGCCAAGUCUCUAAACGACAUGUGGGGCAUUGCAAAGGAUGUCUGUAAGUUGAGAUUCCUCUCUCUCGGUCAUUCCUUUUUCUGCCCGCAGUUUUCAAUAGUUUAUAAACUUUCUCCAGA
This is a messenger RNA of Macadamia integrifolia, 6358 nucleotides long. RefSeq lists its product as uncharacterized. The record is from RefSeq and is a predicted model, not a curated record. Lineage: Eukaryota; Viridiplantae; Streptophyta; Magnoliopsida; Proteales; Proteaceae. The coding region runs from base 646 to 5985 and encodes 1779 amino acids. The transcript is spliced from 11 exons.